Molecule: messenger RNA, 925 nt
Organism: Ictalurus furcatus (blue catfish)
Lineage: Eukaryota; Metazoa; Chordata; Actinopteri; Siluriformes; Ictaluridae
Gene: ca4c
Product: carbonic anhydrase IV c
Exons: 7
Cellular component (GO): plasma membrane
Molecular function (GO): zinc ion binding; carbonate dehydratase activity
Source: RefSeq, a predicted model, not a curated record
UUUCAACUAAUUGUUUCCUCUGUUCCAGUUCAGUGGUGCUAUCAGAGCCAGUACUCAUGUGAGGACCAGUGCAGAGAGCCCAGUCAGUGGGACAAAGACUUUCCAGUUUGUGGAGGCCAGAACCAGUCACCCAUUAACAUUGUGACACACAAGGCGAGGCAUGACCCCUGUCUAACCCCGAUCAUCUUCGAAGGUUACACACAAACUCUGAACAUCACUGUGCAGAACCUUGGAAAUACUGCUGUGUUUGCACUACCUCCAUCUUUGCUGAUCCGAGGUGGGGAUCUGCCUGCCACCUACAAGGCCAUUCAGCUGCAUCUACACUGGGGAGUGGAUGAUGGGCCAGGCUCAGAACACACUGUAGAUGGGGAACAGUAUCCCAUGGAACUCCAUAUUGUUCAUAUAAAAGAGCAGUACACAACCCUGAAGGAAGCCAUGAAUGAUAUAGAAGGGGUAGCAGGUCUUGCCUUCUUCUAUCAGGUGUCCACAGAAGAAAACCAGAAAUUCAAUCAAGUGAUUCAGGCUUUGGGAAGAAUUCCAUAUGAUGGGAACACCAGUAUUGUCCCAGAAUUCCGGAUGACUGAUAUCUUGCCUUCGUUGGAGAAGCUUUCCAGUUACUACCGUUACUCAGGUUCGCUGACCACGCCAGGCUGCAAUGAGGCCAUCCUCUGGACCAUCUUCCAGGAGUCUUUUACCAUCAGCCAACAACAGUUGGUGAACGUAACAAAGCAGAUGUGGUUCAAGAAGGGAAAGCCCAUGAUUGACAACUUCCGCCCAGUGCAGAAGCUAAAUGGGCGCAUAGUGUACAAAUCCAUGGCAUGUUCCUGUACAUCAUCAGAACCAGUAAUUCUGUGUCUGUUUCUCCUCUGUAUAUUUGAGCUCAUAGAGGGUAUAUUCACAUAAUGUAUUUGUAUUGUCUUUAUAA